Molecule: messenger RNA, 795 nt
Organism: Sitophilus oryzae (rice weevil)
Lineage: Eukaryota; Metazoa; Arthropoda; Insecta; Coleoptera; Curculionidae
Exons: 1
Coding region: 1-795 (264 amino acids)
Source: RefSeq, a predicted model, not a curated record
AUGUCCACCUCCGACACGAACGACUUCCAAACCGACGAUCAAGUCGUUAUUGCCCGUGUAGGGAUUAAAGCACCGGAGUUUUGGCGCACAGAGCCCGAACUAUGGUUCCUACGCCUGGAAGCCCAAUUCAGGCAAGCCAAAAUAACAUCUGAUGACUGCAAGUUCGAUCACACCGUAACAAGUUUAAACAGCGAGGUCCUAUUAGAGGUAGCCGACAUACUACGAAAUCCAACUAGAGGUAGGGCCUACGAAGACCUCAAAACUAGACUGUUAGAGAGAUAUGGCAGUAGCGCUGAUGACAAAAUUCACCAGCUUAUGGAGAUGACCUUGGGCGACCUUAAACCAACACAGCUUCUCCACCGAAUGCAAGCUUUGGCCUCAAAUAACGUUUCUACGCAGGUUCUAAAGAAACUCUGGUUAGACCGCCUACCACCCCAAGCCCGGGGAGUCAUAGCAAUCCUGGAUGGAGACCUGGAGGAAUUGGCCAAGAAAGCUGACAAAUAUAUACAAUGUUCUAGUUUUCCUAUCAUGGCCAUGGACGGAAAGCCUGCGUUAAACAACAAAGUAAGUGUGGACGAGAAAACUGACGGGCACUGCUACUAUCACAGGAGAUUUGGGUCCCAAGCUAAGAAGUGUAGAGCACCAUGUACCUUCUCAAAAAAACGAUCAAGAGGGGGCGCAGUAAUCAUGACAACCACUGCCCCCCAUGCACCACGUCGCCUUUUCGUCACAGAUAAAGCCCUAAAACUGCAGUUCCUUGUUGACACUGGAGCAAGUUCUCACACUCGGACUUAA